AAACCUUAGCGCAACACGGGCACACCGAUUAAGGUUCACUGAGUGCCAGGGCCAGGCUGGGCUUCCUAUUGGUAGUUGCGGCGGGCGGAGCUCGGCCCCGGGACUCCGGGAGCGCUGAGCAGCGGAGGCCGACCGCGAGCCAGGAGAACCCGGCCACAGCGCGCUCCCGCCCCCGGCGCGGGCCACCGGCGCGAACUGCGCGGCGCGGCCGCCAGGGGGCGGGCCAGGGCGGCGGGAGGCGGGGCGCGGACGCGGAGACACGGACAACGCCGGGUCCCGUGACUGUGCGCCUCGCCCGGAGCCGUCGCCGCCGCCACCGUCAUGCAGUCCCCGGCGGUGCUCGUUACCUCCAGGCGACUUCAGAAUGCCCACACUGGCCUUGACCUGACUGUGCCCCAGCACCAGGAGGUGCGGGGCAAGAUGAUGUCCGGACACGUGGAGUACCAGAUCCUGGUGGUGACCCGCCUGGCUGCCUUCAAGUCGGCCAAGCACAGGCCAGAGGAUGUCGUCCAGUUCUUGGUCUCCAAAAAGUACAGCGAGAUUGAGGAGUUUUACCAGAAACUGAGCAGUCAUUACGCAGCAGCCAGCCUCCCGCCGCUCCCCAGGAAGGUCCUGUUUGUUGGGGAGUCUGACAUCCGGGAGAGGAGAGCCGUGUUCAAUGAGAUCCUGCGUUGUGUCUCCAAGGAUGCUGAGUUGGCAGGCAGCCCAGAGCUGCUAGAGUUCUUAGGGACCAGAUCCCCAGGGGCUGCCGGGCUCACCAGCAGAGAUUCCUCUGUUCUGGAUGGCACAGACAGCCAGACAGAGAAUGAUGAAGAGGCUUUUGACUUUUUUGAGCAGCGAGACCAAGUGGCGGAUGAGGGUCUGCCCAUCCAGGGCCUGAAGGACGAGGAUGCUGAGGAGUCCUUGGAAGAGGAGGAGGCGCUGGACCCUCUGGGCAUUAUGCGCUCCAAGAAGCCCAAGAAACAUCCCAAAGUGGCUGUGAAAGCCAAGCCCUCGCCCCGGCUCACCAUCUUUGACGAGGAGAUGGACCCCGACGAGGGGCUUUUUGGCCCAGGCACGAAGCUGUCCCCCCAGGGCCUCUCAGAGGACGCAUCAUCCAUGGACUCCCUGAAGCUGUUUGAAGAUCCUGACCUCGGCGGGGCUGUCCCCCUGGGUGACUCCCUCCUGCUGCCGGCCGCCUGUGAGCGUGGAGGGCCCAUGCCCAGCCUCGGCCACAGGAAUGCCUCCGAGAAACUGUUCAGCUGCAGAGGCCCACAUUAGACCUAGAUGAGAACCAUGAACUUGUCAACAGAGGGCUCUGGACAGAGUCGGAGAAGGAGCUAAGAUCCACAGCCACGGCUCUGAGGUGGCAGCCAGGAGCAGCCAGAGCCUCUACAAGCCAUGCCCUUUCGAAGGCUGUCCUUAGUGGGAGGAGGUGAUGAAGGAGCAAGUACCUUGCCCUGUGUGGACUGCCCCUCUCCAUUUUUGUCCCUUGGGAGCAAGUUAAAGCCAACUCUACAUAAGCCAAAGGCUUUGGUUCCAGCCUGAGUCCAGCCCUCCCUUCAUCCGCUCCUCCGUGGCUCACAUACUGCAGCAUCUCACCACCUCGUCCCUUUUAUCCUUGAGAAGAGCCCUCAUUUCUUCCAAAUCCAGAGUGAACAGACACGUGGUGUGUGAGUCCCUCCGGCUGGCCCGUGAGCAUAAACACAUUCCUGAGCCUGCGCAGGACCCAGGAAUGACUCAGGCUUCAGGAAUGUGCAAUCGGAUCCCCUCACUUGGGGUCAAAUUCCUAAGGUGAGCAGUUAGCAGACCAAACCAGGAAGCCCUGGAUGAGCCUCUGCUUCUCUCAAGGAGAGUCAGGGGUCUGGCCUGGCUCCAGCAGAAACCACAUCUUGCCAUUGCCACCUCUUGGUUCUGCUCCUCCCCUGCUGACCCGUACAGCCUUAGGCAGUUGGGGGGAUGGUGGUGCAGGGGCAGAAGGGGUACACAAUGGCCCCCAUUCCAUGUGCAGGUUCAGUGCUCAGACAGCUGGGGCAGGCAGGCUGAGUCAGCAAGGGCAGGAGGCUGGAGCAGAACUGUGGUGGGACUAGCACACCCCAGUCCUUCCCCAGCCCAGCCCCUGAGCAGUGGGAGGAAGAGAUGCCUCCAGACCUAGGACGAAGAGAACACCUCUCUCCUGCGAGCAUGGCUGGGCCACGGUGUCCUGGCCUACUGGCCUCUCCAGCACAGCCUCUGGGACACUGGCUGCUUUCUAGAAGCAGCACAGCGGAGCUCCACACUAUCUGCAUCCCACCUGGCCCAGCCUAGGCCAGGGAGUCUCUGGGGACACAGCCCUGUGUCCUCAUUCAGGGCCACAAAGCAAUUUAAUGAGGAAUCUCUUACAAUCACAAAAGAAAUCCCAUGUCGAAUGGCUCUGAGGGUGGUCCUGUUGCUGGAGGCUGAAAACACUAAUUAUGCCUAUGCCUGUGAGCCUGGCACCAAACAUGGUGAAAUUCGGAAACUCUGAGCCAUGGGACAUAGAUAGGAAAUGCCAUCUCCAUAUAUGUGACAGUGCACAGGUGCUGUGCUGGCCAAGUCCCAGGAGUGACCUGCCUCCCAGGUGAUCUCAGACCAGUCAGGGAGAAUAUGACCUGACAGCAUAGUCCACUGAGCACUGGCAGUACCGAGCCCCAGGUGUCAUGAUGAGGGGCUCCGCUGAGGGUUUGGGGGCCACAGUGAGACCCAACAUCUGAAUACCCUUCCUCUAUUGGGGGACUCACAGGGACGGAGGAGAGCCCACAUCCUCCCACCAUGAGAGAUGAUGUGGGCUGGUGCCCUGUCCUCACUCCUCAUCUACAGAGAUGUGACAUGGACUUGACCCACUGGCCCCUUCUCUCUGAACUUUGAAUCUGGAAGGAGUGGUGCCAGGCUUCAGGGAGAGGUGCAUAGAAUUGGUGGGGCCACAGGAACUCAGGAAUCCAGUAGUGUCCCUCCAGAGGUGGCAGGUCCUGGUACACCCCCCCGCAUGGUGAGAUCCAGCUGCGCCCUCCCUGGUUCCUGCCUGGCUCUCCAGCCUUCCUGAUAACACAGUGAGUGGCCCCAUAUCCUUUCAUUAGAAUCCUUUUCUAUGUGAGCUAGCCAAAGCCAGUUUCCGUGGAUGGCAUCGGAAGGUGAAGUGCAAUGAGAUAACCUGGGACUGAGAACCCAGCUCAGGACAGCUCAGAAGGGUUGUUCAGAAGUGAGGGACCACCGUGGAUGGCACAUGCCUGCUCCAGCAUCCCUGCUUGCUCAGGGCUGAGGAGAGGCUGGGGUGGCUGAGGUCUUGGUUCUGGGCACAGGGCGGGCUUGGGCUCUCAGGUUAGGCUGAGUGGCAGGUAGGCCCAGAGUAUAUGGAGGCAGGUCCAGGGCCUAGUACGUGGCAGAGGACCUGGACUCCUCUUGGCCUGCCUGGAGCAGAUGGGCUUGUAGGCACUGGCGGCUCUGACCCUGCCAAGAGGGUCCCUGUCUGGGUCUGAACCCCUCAGGAAAGAGGAGGCCCAGCACAGUGGGUGUUUGUCCCUGUCUGAUGCUGUCCUUCCCUGGAGCAGGAUGAGCUGAGCCCAGUGAGCUGAGGUCACGUCUGCACCAUGACAAUCCUCCCACUGUCCCUCAGUCGGGACAUGCAGUGCCAUCCCAGCUGCCCCUUAGCUGAUCUCCUAGGUGCCUGUGAAACCCCAGUGGAGAGAGGGUGGGUGGAGUCCCCUGAUGACAAGGAUGCGGAUACAGAGCAAGAGACCAUGAUGUAAUGGGCUGACAUGAUGGGGAGGGGGAGGGGUGCCUGUCUCUGGGGAUCUCUCAGCUGGAAAUAGAGGAAUUCAAUGACCGCCUCCCGCCAUGAGACAUCUGCAGGGCACUCCCAGAUCCUGCUACCCCCACCCCUCCCUCACUUAUCUGUGCUGCCUAAGAGGCCCACCCCUGAGGACAUCUCUUCCCUACCAAUCUCUCUCAGCCACCCACUGUAUAUCUACAGUAGAGGUAUCAGCUCCAUCCAUGUCAGCCCUCUUUAUGGAAGCUCUGAAUCCUGGAAGGCUAUGCUGAGCUUCCAGAGGCUCUGGGCACAGGAGGCUGUGUCUCUCAAGGCUGUUCUACACUGCCUGUGGCUUCACUUUCUUUUCAGCAGAAUGGGAGCCUUCACCUCUGUGAAGGCAGCCCACAGUGUGGUGAUCACACCCUGUAUAAAUCCUCCCUUAAUGUGGGGGCACCUGUGACUUAUUUCUAGCCAACAGAAUCUGGCAAAGGUGAAGGGAUUUUGCAGAUGUAAUUGGGGCCCCAAAUCCGUUGACUUUGAGUUAAUAAAAAUAGACUAUUUUUUGCAGGCCUGGCUCAAUCUGCUGAAAACCCUUGUAAGAGGGACACGGUUCUUCCUGAGUCAAGUGCCUCACCUUGCAGGCUUGAUGGAGUAAGAAGCAGCUAUCUCACAAAAGCCCACUGGGUAAGGGCCAGAGACAGCCUCUAGAACCUGAAGGUGGCCUACAACUAGCAGUAGAAAAGCUAGGGUCACCAUCAUACAGCUGCAAGGAAGUGCAUAGGUAGAAACAGAUUCUUCCCCACUUGAGCCUCCAGAUGAGAUUACAGCCCAGCUGACACCUUAAUUGCAGUCUUGUGAGACCCUGAGCAGAGGAUCUAGGUCAACCACAGAAGCUGUGAGAUAAUAAAGGUGUGUUGGCCGGGCACAGUGGUUCAUGCCCGUAAUCCCCAGCACUUUGGGAGGCCAAGGUGGGCAGAUCAUGUGAAGUCAAGAGUUUGAGAGACCAGACCAGCCAAUAUGGAGAAACCCCAUCUCUACUAAAAAUACAAAAAUUAGCCAGGAGUGGUGAUGCACCCCUGUAAUCCCAACUACUUGGGAGGCUAAGGCAGGAGAAUUGCUUGAACCUGGGAGGCAGAGGUUGCAGUGAGCAGAGAUUGUACCACUGCACUCUG
Callithrix jacchus (white-tufted-ear marmoset) is the source of this 4917-nucleotide messenger RNA. It is a transcript of the gene HS1BP3, whose product is annotated as HCLS1 binding protein 3. Gene Ontology annotation, molecular function: phosphatidylinositol binding. Lineage: Eukaryota; Metazoa; Chordata; Mammalia; Primates; Cebidae. The record is from RefSeq and is a predicted model, not a curated record.